UGAUGCUAAUCAUAGACUCGAGGGCGUAGUGGUUUUUGUGUUCUUGCUCAGCCUCGAGUCUUUUGACGCCAAGAGCUGAUGCUCAAGCCAAUUGGGCGUUGCCGUGACACUAGUAUUAAUAGCGACGAGACCGAGAAGCUGGCGUCGUUGCGUGUAUGCAGGGACGGAGUUAUUUCUGUGUGAAGAAGAAGAUUGGUGAGGCGGGGUUUCAUUUUUAAACUUCCGCUUCCAAUUUGGUGAAACGUGUGCAGCUUCCCACUCCAGCAGUAGAGCCUCCGUGCGCAGCAGAAACCGAGCCGCCCGCGUCUGCUCGCUUGCGCGCUACCCCACAUCGUUCGCGACCGUCGAAGAAGUAGCCCUUUGGCAGCCCUCGGCAGUGAGCAAAGGUAACACUGAGUCAACAUGGGACUCUGUGCUUCCCAGAUGAACGAUAACGAUCGGCAGGCGAUGGCCAAGUCCCGUGAGAUUGAAGCUAAGAACGAGGAGGCUCACCGCGUGGAACAGGAGAAGGUUAAGCUGUUGCUGCUAGGUGCAGGCGAGUCAGGCAAGAGUACGGUCUUUAAGCAGAUGAAGAUUUUGUUUGGCGCAGCUCUUACUGAAGAUGAGAAGCGGCACUGCACACCAAUUAUAUAUAACAACGUGGUGACGUCCAUGAAGAUGCUGAUCGAGCAGUGUGCGGAAAUGAAACUGAAAGGCGACGUGGUGUGCGUACAAGAUUUCGAGGACAUUCGGACGCUGAGCGAUGAGGCAGAAGUGAACCUCGUCAUAGGUCAGAAGAUCAAAAACUUGUGGUCGGACCCUGGCAUUGUAGCUACCUGGAACCGACGAGCAGAGUUCCAGAUCAUUGAGUCGGUCAAAUACUACUUCAAUGACCUGGAUCGCAUCAUGCGUGACGACUACGCAGCGACGCAACAAGAUAUGCUGUACGCACGUGUGCGUACAUCCGGUAUCGUAGAAGAACGGUACCAGAUCGAUGGCGCCACUUUCGUCAUGUACGAUGUCGGUGGACAGCGUAACGAGCGUAAGAAGUGGAUCCACUGCUUCGAGGACGUGACAGCAGUGAUUUUCGUGGCAGCACUGAGUGAGUACGAUCAGUCUUUGUACGAAGAUGCGUCCACAAACCGUAUGAUCGAGGCCAUCACCUUGUUCGACGAGAUCAUCAACAACAAGUUCUUCCUGAACUCAGCUAUGAUCCUGUUCCUCAACAAGAAGGACUUGUUCCAGGACAAGAUCAAAAAGGUGGACCCGAAGACCGUCGAAGUGUUUAAAGACUUCCCCGGUGGCAUUGGUGACUACGAGCUGGGUGUGCAAUAUUUCCUAGGAAAGUUUAUGGAGAUGAACCGCCAGCCCGAGAAGGAGAUCUACCACCACGUGACUUGUGCCACGGACUCGCAGAACGUCCAAGUCGUGUUCAACGCCUGCAAAGAUAUUAUUUUAAAGCAGAAUAUCAAGGGCUCUGGCUUCAUGUAGGCAAGCGCAAGACUUGUACACGACAAUGACAAACGCACGUCGACCAGGUAA
Molecule: messenger RNA, 1521 nt
Organism: Phytophthora infestans T30-4
Lineage: Eukaryota; Oomycota; Peronosporomycetes; Peronosporales; Peronosporaceae
Product: G-protein alpha subunit 1
Exons: 2
Coding region: 403-1470 (355 amino acids)
Biological process (GO): adenylate cyclase-modulating G protein-coupled receptor signaling pathway
Cellular component (GO): heterotrimeric G-protein complex
Molecular function (GO): G protein-coupled receptor binding; guanyl nucleotide binding; GTPase activity
Source: RefSeq, a predicted model, not a curated record